Molecule: messenger RNA, 576 nt
Organism: Lachancea meyersii CBS 8951
Lineage: Eukaryota; Fungi; Ascomycota; Saccharomycetes; Saccharomycetales; Saccharomycetaceae
Source: the annotation of a GenBank genome assembly
AUGGAGUCAAGAAUCAGAGAGCUCGAAGAUCACCAUGCUCGAGUGUAUCGGGAGUUGCUUGAAGUGCUAGACAAACUGUAUCUUGCAAAAAGUGAAAUGUCCGUUCAAGACGAAUCAGCUUUGAUGAUCAGACGACAAUUGCAGGCUUCCAUGAUGAUGACUGCUCCGAUAACGACGUCAAUGACUAACGAGGGCGAACUAAACUCGAGACUGGAAAAACUGAUGCGCGAAAACUAUGACAUGGAUGGCAAGCUGGCUCGUCAUCAGAAUGAGAAACUGAGGUUAGUGAAAGAAAUCUAUUCAGGACAGAAAGAAUACAAAGAGCUUGUUGGGAGGAUUCGGCCCGUUGCUAGUGAAUUGAGGAACCGGGCAGAAACGGAAAGAAAAGUGGUUAGCCAAGAAAAGGUUGUGGAUGGUGACGAGAAUAAGGAAUCCGACAAAAAUAAUGAAACUAAUGGGAUAAACGAAAAUGAGGUCUUGAAAGAGUUGAUCGUUGGACUUAUCUACCAAAGUGGGUACCAGGGGACGAACGAGACGAUUGAGAACUGGCUGAGGUAUUUGGAAAAAGAGAGUUAA